Molecule: messenger RNA, 2299 nt
Organism: Microcebus murinus (gray mouse lemur)
Lineage: Eukaryota; Metazoa; Chordata; Mammalia; Primates; Cheirogaleidae
Source: RefSeq, a predicted model, not a curated record
GGUGAGCCCAGCCGGUCGCGGUGGAGUCCCGAGCCGGUUGCGCGUUCUGGACUCUCGGGCGUUACGGGCAGAGCCGGGGCCAGAGGGACCUUGUCCUGCCAGGGCAGGGAGGGGGCCGCGCGCAACGUCGCCUCUCGGCUCCGGGUCCCCGCUCUGUCCCGGGAGACUGGUGUCUAACCCGGCCGUCUUUGAUGGAAGAACAAAGGAGUGUGACACACUGUGAUGAUAGGGUUUGUCAGAGCCAAGAAACAACUUUUCCUGAUUAUUCAGCAUGCUAAAAAAUAAGGGUCCUUCAUCUAAAAAAGACAACUUAGCAGUCACUGCAGUUGCUUUACAAGAUCACAUUUUACAUGAUCUUCAACUUCGAAAUCUUUCAGUCGCAGAUCAUUCUAAGACAAAAGUACAAAAGAAAGAGAACAGAUCCAAAGCUCUAAAAAGAGACACAAAAGCAAUAAUAGACACAGGACUUAAGAAAACUACGCAGGGUCCCAGAGUAGAAGAUCCAGAAAAAGAAUAUGUUCUUGAUCCAAAACCACCACCAUUAACUUUAGCACAGAAGUUGGGCCUCUUCGAGCCUCCCCCAUUGCCACUGUCCCCAGAAGAGUGGGAGAAAGUGAAGCAGAGGUCCGUCCUGCAGGGAGAUUCCAUGCAGCCAUGCCCGAUAUGUAAAGAAGAGUUUCGCCUCCAUCCCCAGGUGCUGCUUUCAUGUUCCCAUGUGUUCCACAGAGCAUGCCUUCAGGCUUUUGAAAAGUUCACAAAUAAGAAAACCUGUCCUCUCUGCAGAAAGAACCAGUAUCAGACCCGGGUGAUACACGACGGGGCCCGCCUAUUCAGAGUAAAGUGCGCAACGAGAAUCCAAGCCCACUGGAGAGGACACAUUGUUCGAAAGUGGUACAGAAACCUGAGGAAAACAGUACCUCCCAGAGAUGCCAAAUUAAGGAAAAAAUUCUAUGAACAAAAGGACCCAUUCCUCUUUUGCCGUUUAGAGAGCAGUGUGCUGCCUUCCUUUCCAGCUCUCAGCUCCCCACGCUUCUUAUCUAGUCCUCACUCCUGGCCAAGAUAACAGCUUCAGCCUAACUGGUCUCCACGCUCACUCAGUAAACAUGCAUGCUCAGCCAAGUUAUCAUUUUCUAACAAAGUCAGAGAUCGGUAAUCUCUAGUGCUGUAGUUUCUUCUCAUUUCCGUAAAUGACUGUUGUCCACAAUUGUUUUCAUCCUUCUUUAUAUUCUUUCCAUGCUUUCUAUGUUCAGUAGUGUGACAUCAGUCUUUUUCUCUGAGCUACUCUUAGUAAUUUCUAAUAUGUAAUAGUGUAUUGGCUCUCAAAUCAGAAAUCAUUCAUUGUUUUCUCUUAAAAACUUUUAAUUACAGAUUUAAUAGUCAUUUCACCUCAUGUGUAUAAAUAUUUUUUCAUGUGCACACAUCAUCUUAUAAUAACUUUUGAAAAUAUAAGCUAUGCUUUGCUUUCACAUAAAGCAGUCAGGAGACUCAUUCAACUGCAUGGCUGCACUAUCAUCUGUGAUUCUGUGACACAUGAGAGGUUCACUCACAUACUGGUUUUCUACUCUGUAAAAGGUCCAAUAUUGACAGGAUUAUUUUGAGAACCAAAAGUAAGGAGAUUUUGAGUCUGGAGCCAGAAGCUGAGAGCACUGUGGUGUCUCAGGCCGUCGUGUGCUGGGAGGUGCCAUUAAUGGGGCUGCUCCAAGUCUCAGAAUGUUUGUCGGUGAAAAAACAGGGGCUGUAGCUUUACCUGCCAAGAUUUAACCAUGUAGCAAUUCUCCCUAGAGCUUUAUAACCUCUGCAAAUAAAUCCUCCCAACUAAGAAUAUAUUUUCAGUUUCUUUUAAAAAGAUAAGGAAAACCACGUCCAGCUGGCAGGUGAGCAGGGGGGGCUCUCUUCCUCCCCAUCCACCUCACCCCUGCCUCCGGGAAUGGCCUCAUUACUUCAUUACUGCACUUGCAUGGAGGGCUGGGGCCCCUGGGGAGUCCUCAUCACCCCUAGUGCUCCUGGUACUUGUUUUGAAUCUCUCCCACAACUUCACUUACCACUUCUGUGAGGAGGAUUAUCACAUCGAUAGCUCUGUUCCCAUCCCACAUCCAGAUCUGUAGCUCUGUUCCCACCCUAGAUCAGUUCUGUAGGUCUGUUCCCACCCUGGAUCAACUCUGUAGGUCUGUUCCCAUCCCACAUCCAGAUCUGUAGCUCUGUUCCCGCCCUAGAUCAGCUCUGUAGGUCUGUUCCCACCCUGGAUCAGCUCUGUAGGUCUGUUCCCAUCCCACAUCCAGAUCUGUAGCUCUGUUCCCGC